This is a messenger RNA of Aspergillus calidoustus, 1356 nucleotides long. Lineage: Eukaryota; Fungi; Ascomycota; Eurotiomycetes; Eurotiales; Aspergillaceae. The record is from the annotation of a GenBank genome assembly.
AUGGUCCCGCGUGAUUUAAAGAUCGCUAUCCUUGGCGCUGGAAUGGGCGGCCUAACAUCGGCUCUCGCCCUAGCCGAAAAGGGCUUCAAGCACAUCGACGUCUACGAGUCCGCAUCGGACCUGGGCUUCGUAGGCGCGGGCAUCCAGCUCGCGCCGAAUAUGGCUCGUGUCCUGGAUCGUCUGGGUGUCUGGAAGGGGAUUGAGGCCGAGGCCGUCAAUAUCGAGGAAACGAGUGUCAGAGCCGGAGCCGGAGACACGGAACUUGCGCACGUCGACCUCAAAUACAUCGAGUCCAUCUAUGGCUAUAAGCACAUGGUCGGCCACAGAUCGUCGCUCGCAAACGGCCUGUACCAAGGCUGUCUCAAGCACGCCGACAAAAUCACCUUUCACUUCUCCACCACCGUCUCAGAAGUCAUCUCCUUCACCCCCAAACCCACAUUUACCGUAACCCCCCGCGACACAACCAAGCAACCCUACACAGAAAUAGCAGACGUCCUCCUCGGCGCGGACGGGAUAAAAUCCCUCACGCGCGUUGCCAUGCUUUCUGCCCUCCAAAUCUCCUCCGCCGUUAAGGACACCCACCAAGCCGCAUACCGCAUCAUGAUCCACAAGGACCAAGCCCUAGCCGCCGACGACACGGAGCUCCUUUCUCUAAUCGAGAGCAACAAAGUCAUCCGCUGGAUCGGCGAAAAGAGACACAUAAUCGCCUACCCAGUCUCCAACAACACAAUCUACAACCUCUCGACCACGCAGCCCGACACGAACUUCGCAGCCGCAACAAACGCAACGUACACGACCAAAGGGUCCAAGAGCGCAAUGCUCAAUGUCUUUGCGGACUUUUGCCCGCUCGUCCAACGUAUGCUGAACUAUGUGCCCGAGGGCGAAGUCUGCGAGUGGAAGCUCCGUGUCCACGAACCGCUCCCUACGUGGAUUCACGGCUCAGUCGCCCUAGUCGGAGACGCGUGCCAUCCGACCCUCCCGCAUCUAGCGCAGGGUGCUGCGCAGGCUAUUGAAGAUGGCGCGGUUAUUGCCGUUGUUCUCUCGAGGCUCCCGUCUACUGAUCCCGAGAGCAUCAACAAGGCGCUGAAGGCGUACGAGAAGGUGCGCAAAGACCGAGCGUAUGCGCUCGUCGAGCUUGCGGCAGCCAGUGGGCGGGCGCUGCACCUGGGAGAUGGAGCGGCCAAGGCAGAGCGCGAUAAGCAGUUUGCGGCGCUCAAGGGAGGAAAGGGACCUGUGCCGGACAAAUGGGCGGAUGCGGAUGUGCAGAGGGAGAUAUAUGGGUUCGACUGUGUGAAGGAGGCGGAGGAGAGGUUUGAGGAGUAUUUUACGUCUGCCCGUGAGACUAAAUUGGCAUGA